AUUCUUAAUGAUGAAUUAAAUAUAAAUACGAAAAAAUAAUUUGUUGCUGUGACUCACAUGUACCACAUUGUGGCGCUGUCUACUAAAAAACCGCGUUAUCCCUGGAAAAUGAAAACAUAGCUCCACCCUUGGAGGAAGAAAACACUGGCUGCCCCAGCCUCAGAAUAACUGAAUCAUACUGGAUGCGACAAGAGCGGCUGGAAUUCAUUGUGACAGUACUCCAGGGUAGCUCAAAAAUAUUAUAUAGAACGGCUAGUAAUUAGUUAAUCAGAUUUGAAUCCGAAACAUUCCACGUUCGCGAUGGCAGUUUUCCGGCGAGACUCCCUGGUAACCAGGCAGCUGCUGCGGUUGGUUCUGUUACACACGGCCUGGGAAGUGGGCAGCGGCCAGGUCCGUUAUUCUGUGCCGGAGGAAUCCAAACACGGCACCUUUGUGGGCCGCCUGGCCCAGGACCUGGGGCUGGAGGUGGCGGAGCUGGUGCCUCGGAUGUUCCGGAUGGUCUCCAACGGCAGGAGAGACUAUUUUGAGGUAAAUUUGCAGAACGGCGUUUUGUUUGUUAAUUCGCGAGUAGACAGGGAAGAGCUGUGCGGCCAGAGCCCCCUGUGCGCCAUUGACCUGGAGGUGAUAGUGGACAAACCCCUGAGGAUAUUUCACAUUGAAAUAGAGAUACAGGAUAUAAAUGACAAUGCUCCUGUUUUUUCGGCAAAUGACUUAAAUAUAUUUAUUGCAGAAUCUAGAUUGCCGGGCUCUCGAUUCCCACUAGAGGGCGCAUCUGACGCAGAUAUUGGUACAAACUCUGUGCUAACCUAUAAACUCAGCCCAAAUGAACAUUACACUCUAGACUUGCAAACGAAAAAUGAUCAAAUCACAUCUGCCGAUAUGGUUUUAAAGAAACCACUGAAUAGAGAGGAAGCCUCUAUGCAUCAUUUAUUACUCACCGCCACUGAUGGGGGUAAACCGGAGCUGACGGGUUCAGUUCAGCUCCUCAUCACUGUCCUGGAUGCUAAUGAUAAUGCGCCUGUAUUUAAUAAGUCAGUCUACGAAAUAAAAUUAUUGGAAAAUACAGCUAAUGGUGCACUAGUGAUGACCCUCAACGCCACAGAUUUGGAUGAGGGAACUAAUAAGGAUAUUUCCUAUUCCUUCAUUAGUCAUCUUCCCCCUAGUGGAAGAGACUUGUUCAGUAUAAAUUCAAAUACUGGUGAGAUCAGAGUUAAAGGAGAAAUUGAUUUUGAAGUGCACAGUGUAUAUGAAAUUCGAGUUGAGGCGAAGGAUAAAGGGAAUCUGCCACUGGCUGGCCAUUGCAAAAUUUUGAUAGACGUUAUAGACGUGAACGAUAACAUCCCUGAGCUGGCCAUGACUUCCCUUUCUCUACCGGUUCCGGAGGACGCUCCCCCGGGGACAGUGGUGGCUCUUAUUAGCGUCUCUGACCGGGACUCCGGAGUCAACGGCAAAGUCACCUGCUCCAUCCCCCCGAACCUGCCCUUUCGGCUCGUCUCCACCUUUAAGAAUUAUCACUCGCUGGUACUGGCGGAGGCCGUGGAUCGGGAGCGAGUGUCUGAAUAUAAGAUCCUGGUGACAGCCAGAGACGAAGGGACCCCGCCUCUCUCGGCCAGUAGCAGCAUUUUGGUGCCGAUCGAGUCCAGGGCUGCGGGGCCUUUCCGGGUGGGUGUGUACAGCGGGGAGAUCAGCACCACGCGGGCCUUGGAGGAAGCGGACGGCCCCAGCCAGAGACUCGUGAUCCUCGUGAAGGACCACGGGGAGCCGGCGCUGUCAGCGACAGCCACUGUCAGCCUGUCCCUGAUGGAGAGUCCCCAGGCUGUGAAAUGGGAUUCGAAGCAAAGGGGCGGGAGCGAAGGGCCCUUGGUUGACAUAAACGUGUCUUUAAUGAUCGCCAUUUGCUCGGUGUCCGGGCUGUUUGUGCUGGUGAUUGUCGUGUACGUUGGCCUGAGAUGCCACCCGAGUCCGGAAGUGAUGUGCGGGCCUGGGAAAGCCACCGUGGUGUGCUCGAGCGAAGUGGGGAGUUGGUCCUAUUCCCAGCGCCAGAGCCGGAACUUGUGUGUAGGGGAAGGUACCGCCAAGAAUGAUCUCAUGGUUUUCAGCCCCAACUUCCCUAACUCUUUGGAAAAUGGGGAGGAGAAACAGCAGGAGCUCAUCGCGAAUGAUGCAGGACAGCAAAAUUCUCACAAUGAGACAAGUAUUCCUGUCAGUGAUGAGAGUUUGGAAUCAAUGGUGGACGGUGUUUCUUUUCUCAACACUGAGGAACUGCCUUACACCAAUGACUGUCACUGUAGCAUACUAGUAGAUGUCUUGAAGAAAGUGUAA
Chrysemys picta bellii (western painted turtle) is the source of this 2322-nucleotide messenger RNA. The record is from RefSeq and is a predicted model, not a curated record. Lineage: Eukaryota; Metazoa; Chordata; Testudines; Emydidae.